GCACCGUACUUCCAGUUGCAGGCACUCCUUUUCAGUUUUGCUUGCUCCAGCCUCCAGAAACCUCCCGACUGCUCGCCAGCAAUCCGGCCCCGGUCCCUUCCCCAGACACUGAAUCUCAAGGGGAGCGUUGUUGCAGCAGAAAUCCCGAAGUUCUCGAGCCAAAUUUGGUCUUGUUCCGCUCAAAUUGCCUUCCUUUCGCUGUGUUCUUGUGGGCCAUGUCUCUGUACGACGGGCUCGCCGGAGUUUAUCCGGAAGAGGAGGAAGACCGCCACGCCGUCCAGAUGGGUGACUCCGACUACGAGGAAGAUGAGUCGGACCAAUCUACUUGUAAGGCGACAGAAGACACAACCCCUAUGGAUGUGAAGAAAGGGAAGGAUAUACAAGGGAUCCCUUGGGACAGGAUGAACACUACAAGAGACAGGUACAGGCAAGCAAGGUUGCAGCAGUAUGCCAAUUUUGAGAACAUACCUAAUUCCGGAAGAACCUCGGAGAAGGAAUGCACACCUGCAGAGAAAGGCCAAGUGUACUACGAGUUUCAGCACAACACGAGAUCGGUGAAAUCGACCAUUCUUCAUUUCCAGUUGAGAAAUUUAGUAUGGGCAACGACAAGGCAUGAUGUGUAUCUUAUGUCAUACUAUUCUGUGCUUCAUUGGUCAGCAUUGACUCGUGAGAAGCAAGAAAUCAUUGAUCUUCAAGGGCAUGUCGCACCAUGUGAGAAGCACCAUGGAAAUUUCUCUGAGGGAUUUUAUCAUACUCAAGUCAGUACUUUGGCAGUGAAAAACAACUUGCUUGUUACUGGUGGAUUUCAUGGCGAAAUAAUAUGCAAGUUUUUGGAUCGUCGAGGAAUAAGCUAUUGUUGUAAGUCAACAAAUGAUGACAAUGGUAUUACCAAUUCUUUGGAGAUAUACGAGAAACCUAGUGGUUCUCUACACUUCUUGGCCUCAAACAAUGAUUGCGGAGUUAGAGACUUUGACAUGGAGAAGUUUCAAAUCUGCAAUAACUUCCGAUUUGCUUGGCCUGUGAAUCAUACAUCACUGAGUCCUGAUGGCAAACUUGCUGUGAUUGUGGGGGACAAUCCUGAUGGACUUCUGGUUGAUCCUAAUUCAGGAAAAACGGUUCAUGAUCUCCGUGGCCAUUUGGAUUACUCCUUCGCAUCAGCAUGGAACCCAGAUGGCCGAACAUUCGCCACUGGAAACCAAGACAAGACAUGCAGGGUAUGGGACAUCAGGAAUCUCUCCAAAUCAAUUGCCGUACUGGGUGGCAAUAUCGGAGCCAUCAGGUCAAUUCGCUACACAUCCGAUGGGAAGUUCUUGGCGAUGGCAGAGCCUGCAGAUUUCAUCCACAUCUUUGAUGUUGAUAGUGGGUACAGCAGGAAGCAGGAACUGGAUUUCUUUGGUGAGAUCGCAGGCAUAUCAUUCAGCCCUGAUACUGAAGCUCUUUUUGUCGGUGUGCAUGAUCGCGCAUACAGCAGCCUCCUCCAGUUCAGCCGCCGACGAUUCUACUCGUACCUUGAUUCAACACUGUGAAGUUGCUACUGGCAGGGAUCUGUGAGUGAGAUCCAGAUCGCAGGUUGUAGAAACUAGAAAUGGGUGUAUAUGUUUGUAGGUGUUGCUCUGAAGAAACCGAUGUGCGGUGCGUUUACUUUUGCUGAACAAGGUGUAGAUAUUCAGCUAGCCAUGUUUCUUUUGCUGAAAAAAGCUGUAGAUAUUCAGCGAGCCAUCUUUUUGGAGAUUUGUGCUGUUUCAGCUGCUGUAACGUUGUUGUACAUAAAGGGCUACUUGAUCAACAGUUUCACGCAAGUUGUCAUCGAUUCAAGCU
Panicum hallii is the source of this 1818-nucleotide messenger RNA. RefSeq lists its product as uncharacterized. NCBI's taxonomy places the organism in Eukaryota, Viridiplantae, Streptophyta, Magnoliopsida, Poales, Poaceae. Bases 216 to 1526 code for a protein of 436 amino acids. Gene Ontology annotation, molecular function: protein binding. The transcript is spliced from 9 exons. The record is from RefSeq and is a predicted model, not a curated record.